CAGUGAUUGGUGGCCUGCGUGAUUCUCUGUGCGUAGAAGGAAUACAGAUAAACAUGAAACCUUAAAUGUCAAAAUCCGCGUUGGCUCGCAGUUAAUAAGGAAUUGAAUCUCCAAGGCGUGUCUAUGGUUAUUUUUGAUUGGUUUACCAGUAAAGUCCAUGAGAAAGGUUGCCUGGUAUUGCUGAAUGAAUUUGAAACUGACUAUAGAGUGAGAGCGGCGUAUGUUCUGAAACUCAGGUCGGCUCUCCAGUGGAGCAGUGCAAGCUUCACUCUGUAGGAUGUAGGCAAGGAAUACUCAAUUCAUUACACCGGGACUAAGUAACUAUAAGAAUGGAUAUCGUCCAGUUUACGUCCGAUUGUCUGCGGGCGCACAACAAGUGUCGUUCGGAGCACGAUAGCCCAGAGUUGAACCUCUCGGAGGAUUUAGGCAACAAGGCACAGGAUUGGGCCAAUGUUCUCGCGGAAAAAGGAUACCCGCUUUACAGCGAAACACCCGGUCUAAGUGAAAACAUUGCCAUCUUAAACGGCACCCCGUCUGGUGAGGAGGUGACGAAGAUAUGGUAUAGCGAAUGCAAGAAUUAUAAUUUUGCCAAGCGAGUAUUUCAAAGAGAUUCUGCCCAUUUUACACGGAUGUUAUGGAAAAGCAGCACAGACAUGGGAAUCGGCAUAGCCAAACUUCCAAACAAGGACAAAUACGCCAUAGUUGUCGCAUAUAGACCAGCGGGAAAUAUCAACUUCUCCGGAGACUUCGGGAAAAAUGUCGCACCACCAAAGAGUCUGUCGCAUGAACAGCAUGAAGCGUAGGGCAGCAGAUCGCCUAUUUAUCAGCAACUCCGCACCAGAGGCGACACUGUUGCUCUUUCCGGUCAAAAGACCUGACCUCUGGUGUCAAGAUUUUUGCAGCCAGUAUUAACCACACAACUAAACGAGACCCCCUCACAUAUUUUCUUAUGUAUGGGGACACAUAUGUUAACGUAUUUCGGUAUACUAUGUAUCCUGAAGUCUGUGAUAUUAAAUUCAUCCGUUCUUCAUAACACAAUGUCGGUUCGUCUGUAUUGGAGAGGUUUACAGGCAAUAAGAUUGACGUUUACGGUAAUAGUAACGUCGUUGAGUUUCGCGUUACAA
This is a messenger RNA of Lineus longissimus, 1124 nucleotides long. RefSeq names its product Golgi-associated plant pathogenesis-related protein 1-like. NCBI's taxonomy places the organism in Eukaryota, Metazoa, Nemertea, Pilidiophora, Heteronemertea, Lineidae. The coding region runs from base 330 to 803 and encodes 157 amino acids. The transcript is spliced from 5 exons. The record is from RefSeq and is a predicted model, not a curated record.